Messenger RNA from Endocarpon pusillum Z07020, 2217 nucleotides. RefSeq lists its product as uncharacterized. The coding region runs from base 1 to 2217 and encodes 738 amino acids. Gene Ontology annotation, biological process: ubiquitin-dependent protein catabolic process; protein ubiquitination. The record is from RefSeq and is a predicted model, not a curated record. Lineage: Eukaryota; Fungi; Ascomycota; Eurotiomycetes; Verrucariales; Verrucariaceae. Gene Ontology annotation, cellular component: nucleus. The transcript has a single exon. Gene Ontology annotation, molecular function: ubiquitin protein ligase activity; zinc ion binding.
AUGAGCGAGUACUUCUCAUCCUUGAUUGUUGAGCCCGUCGUUCGUUCAGCCCGCCGUCUAUCUCGCAUUAGCACCGGAGAAGACCCUCCUCAUUUCUUGCCAGGUGUACCAGAAUCUUUGCGAACAUGGUACCCCAGGAGACUGUGGAAUACAUCACCUCCAGCAUCCGUUAACGAGGACGAUAACCAGGACGGCCACACCGUCUCGAACUCGACGCUAAUCGGGCCAUGGGCGACUCCAAUACCUUCGCCCCCUCCUGAGGCCAUGGAGUCUGGCGAGAACGAUGCCUCAAAUGCAGAACAACAUGACGCUCCAGCAGCCGCGCCUUUUCCUCCUCUAGAGCCUCAAAUCGCCCAGCAGCCGCAAGUUACCCAGCAACCCCGACGAGCCCGUCCGGGUGAGGUCAGAGCCCAUAGCGACACGUCGAUAAACCCCUUGCGUGAAUUGCCCGAUCGCUCUCGAAUACAUGAAGAAGAUGUUCGAGGUCACUCACAAUCCGAUCCCGUCGCAAGGGUCAGGGAAGAAGCUGGUGCAAGCAGGGCAGCCAACUCACUGCAAAUGGCAAGAGCUCAUUACGGAAAUCAUGGACAAACUCGAUCCCGCGAUGGCUCCGGUACAUUACCAGCAGAUGAUGGUAAGGGCGCAAUGAGACGAAAGAUCCAUGCAAUUUGGCAAGGGGACGGCACGGUCGAGGAGAAGUCGCAAAUGUUACAUUCUUUGAUGAUGGAGCAAUACAAUUCGUCCCGCAUCGGCCUCCAAGGCGGCUCUAGCAUGCCGAAAGGUAUGGCGGUCUCUGCCAGCCCUCUGACAUCGUCGUCCCUAAAGGGCAGCGAUGAGGCAGGGUUAGGCAGCCCGAUGUCUCUUGAUGUUGCACCCGAGGAAGAUAAACGUUUCCAUCUGUCGCCUACCGAUAUGACACCGACGUACGCCCCACCAGACACUGAAGACCAUACUCUAGAGACAGUCGAGGUUCGGAUAGAGCGACAGGCUCCUCAACUAGGCUGCCCGCACUACAAGCGCAACGUGAAGCUGCAGUGCUUCACUUGCAAAAGUUGGUAUACAUGUCGCUUCUGUCAUGAUGAAGUGGAGGACCAUAUUCUUCCUCGCCAGGAAACCAAAAACAUGCUAUGUAUGAUAUGCAACACCCCCCAGCCCGCUUCCCAAACGUGCAAGGGAUGUGGUGAGCAAGCCUCCUGCUACUACUGCUCAGUAUGCAAGCUAUGGAACAAUGACCCUGCAAAAUCGAUCUACCAUUGCGAGGAUUGCGGGAUCUGUAGACUGGGAGAGGGGUUGGGAAAGGACUUUUUCCAUUGCAAGACUUGCUCUGUCUGUAUGAGCAUUGGAGUUCAGUCUACGCAUCGAUGCAUAGAAAAGAGUACCAAAUGCGACUGUCCUAUCUGUGGCGAAUACCUUUUCACUUCUGCGGGCGUAGUAGUUUUCAUGAAAUGUGGGCAUAGUAUUCAUGAGUCUUGCUUUAAGGAUUGGUGCACGCAAUCUUACAAAUGCCCGAUCUGCAGCAAGAGCGUGGUCAACAUGGAAUCGCAGUUCCGCAGUCUCGAUCGGCAGAUCAACGCACAACCUAUGCCUGAAGAAUAUCGCAACACAAGAGCAUAUGUACACUGCAACGACUGCUCAGUGAAAGGGACGACCAAAUAUCACUGGCUUGGCCUCAAGUGCGAGUGGUGCGAAUCGUACAAUACUCAGCAGCACUACCUUUUGGAGGCAGAUGGUUCAGGUUCCCGAACUCGAAGCGAUGACGCCUCGGCAGCACCGGUUACUGCAAGUCCGCCUCUUCCUCAAAACGUUGCCGAUGAAGCAGUCGCAAUACCAAAUUCCAGAGCCGCAUCGAGACGCCCAUCUAUCUCGAUGUCCGAGGUAGGUGGAUCUAGUGGCUCACCAUGGCUACUUCCACAGCCGAGGGGUGCUAGGUCUGUGUCGCCGACGGUUGGGAACUACUUCGGCACUGGAUUGGGCCGUGAGGAACAGGCCAACACACCAGCCCCGAGGACGGAGGAUCAAGAGUACGACUUUUGGGGGCGUCCAAUUGGUCCUCGUCAGGAAGCGAGACCCUCGUCAAGUCGUGAGGACGCUGCAGACCCUGAAGAGGAAGACUCUGAAGAUUGGACAGACGAAUACGACGAAAUGGAGGACGACGAUCUCGAAGAAGACGAGGACGAUGAUGAUAUUGACCAGAUGGCCUUGAUUGGGCAUCGAUAA